GCUUUGGCGACGCGUCUUAUCCAUCCAAUUCAACUCAAUUCAAUUCAUUGCUUUGCUAUUCAACUUCUCGCACCCCUCCAAUUCGCUAUACAAAGGACUUUAACCCUCGAAGCUAGGACCUUAUUUUCUACUGCCAACCUCCAUUUUUUUGUCAUUCGCCCACUCCCUCCCUAUUUAUUACCACCAUUGACCAUUGGAUUAAGAUCUGUUAAAGACGAAUUAUGAUCAAAUAAAAUCCACCAAAAUAUUACCACCAUGCCCCUCCAGAAAUCCUUCUCGGAACAGAAUGGCUCUUCUAAAACCCGCCAGCAAUGGAGCAAAGCCAGAAGCCAUUCAACCGUAAGCCAUUCAACCGCUACUCGAGCCACGCGAAAUCCGGUCUCUGAACCACUUCAGCCCAUUUCCGAAGUCACCAAGAAUAAACUCAAUGCCUUCAAGCGUUCAAAUCUAACCAAAACCGAUGGUCAGGAGGCCGACGUAUCUACUGUUUGCGUCGAAACAGCUCCGAACGCUGGCACUGGCUCAACAAUUCACGUUGAGGAGACAGCCAGCCUUCCCGCACCUAAAAAAGGUGCGACUACACCCGUGAAUCGGUUAGUAUGGCAGGAUCUUGUUGGAACGGUCGAAGCCGAGGAGGAAGAGGAGGGUUCUCCUAAUGAGAGGAUUGGCUGGGAUACAAAAGAAGAUAUACAGCACCGGCUAAAGCUGUCUCCAGUAAUGCCAGGCAAGAGAGGGAAGAAGCGAGCACGGAGUUCGUCGCCCGUAUCGUCACCCGCGUCCCACUCGAAACCUCGUGUCCCAGCUGUAAACGUCGAAAAAUUGUCGCGAGCGCUUAAGUCCCCUCACGCCGACCCUGCACUGGAACUGUGGGAUCGAUUCUCUCUUAAUGGAUCCACGACUGUCGCACCGCUUGGGGCUAUGAAUUCCACCUUGGCCCAAAUCAUGGUCUCAUCGUCACCUCGACCAUCGAGGAUAGCAGGCGAGGGUGGACUACGAAGAGCCAUCAGCUGCGGGGAGAACUGGCCCAAACGUCGAAGGGUUGAACGGGCAGAAGCCGCAAAGCCAGUGGAAAUCACUGUCGAAGAGAGUCCGAGUCGUAGCUCGAAAUCAUCCAUGGUUAACGCCUUGCUGCAAAGUGUGACGGGGGAACUCAACAGAUCAAAGGCGAUUCAGGCUCGUCAAGACGCGCUAGAGUCCCCUUCGCGCAAGAAAAAGUCUUCUCAGCCGGUAGCACAGAUUCCCAGUUCGCCUACCAGACGAAAGACCUCUUCGAGGCCUUCCCCUCCGAUAUUCGCUGCAAAAAGUAUGCCAAUAGCGGAAGUUUUGGAGCCAGAAGAAACGUUGGUGGGCAAUUCAUCGGAUUACGGAGACGACGAUUUUGAUGAUGAUACACUUAUGGAACUCGGUGCCAGUAUAGGACAGUCGUGCGGGGAGCCCGUAAAAGAAUCAGUGGCACCACUAGCAGAUACCGGACAAGCUCAAGAUCAGCAGCCUAGCCGAGAGUCCGAGUCAUUCGACGAUGAGUUCAAUGAUAUGGACGACGACAUAAUUGCUGCCGCUGAAGACUUGAUAACACAAAUUGACGAAACCCACACGCUAGUUCAACCUGGUAUUACUGCGCAGAAAAACUCAACCCCUACAUCUGAUGACCUUGCUGAGGACAUUUACGGCGAUGAUUUUGGGGGCGAUUUUGAUUUCGACGCUGCUGAAAUGGCUGCUACACAAUCCGCCUCCUCUAAGCAGAUGGAUGGAUCGUUACCUGUACGUGGGCGAUAAUAGGGGUGAAUUGAAUUUGGUUGCUAAGAAUAUCUGUAGGUAGCCAAUAAGCCCAAGACAAUUCAGAGAUACCUGGUAACAAAG
Messenger RNA from Daldinia loculata, 1860 nucleotides. RefSeq lists its product as uncharacterized. NCBI's taxonomy places the organism in Eukaryota, Fungi, Ascomycota, Sordariomycetes, Xylariales, Hypoxylaceae. The record is from RefSeq and is a predicted model, not a curated record. The transcript is spliced from 2 exons. Bases 256 to 1776 code for a protein of 506 amino acids.